AUGGACAGGAAAACGCCCUGGUACGUUUGCCUUUUCCUACAGACCAUUGACGUGAAGCCUGAAGACAUUAGUGAGCCAGGUACGAAGGGUAAGCAGAUAAAAAUGGAACAGUUUGUGAGCCAUGUUAACAGGUGGGCUGCAAAUGAUCAUCGCACGUUGGCGGCAGACAGGAAGUUAACAGAAAUGAUCUGUUUAGACAUGCAGCCGAUGUCCAUGGUUGAAGAUACUGGCUUCAAGACUUUUGUCGACACUCUGCAGCCAUCCUACAGUUUGCCAACAAGGAAACACUUGAGGUGGAAUCUAAUUCCAAAGCUCUACAAUGAAAUCAAGGCCAACAUCAAACAACAGCUUGAAAUGGUGGAGAUUGUUAGCAUAACAACUGACCACUGGACAUCCCGUGCGAAUGAUGCGUACAUGUCAGUAACAGCGCACAUCCUUACAGAAGAUUUUGAGCUCAAAGAUUUCUGCCUGGACGUUGCAUACAUGCCCCAGAGCCACAAUGCUGAGAACAUAUCACGGGCACUUGUUGACAGUGUGAAGAGCUGGAUACCUGGUGCCGGAACUAAUAAAGAAGUGAAAAUAUAUGUAGUGUCGGAUAAUGCGGCCAAUAUUCAAGCUGCAUGUCGAUUGCUUCCAGACAACUACAGAGCAUUGAACUGUUUUGCACAUACGCUACAACUUGUAAUCAAAGAUGGACUGAAAGAAUUCACUGGAGCCCAGAAUGUAAUUUCCAAGUGCCAGAACAUCGUGAAUCACUUUCACCACUCAGCAAAAUCUACACAUAUGUUGAAAGGCAUGCAAAAAACAAUGCAGAUGCCAGACCACAACUAA
Gigantopelta aegis is the source of this 831-nucleotide messenger RNA. RefSeq names its product zinc finger BED domain-containing protein 4-like. The coding region runs from base 1 to 831 and encodes 276 amino acids. The transcript has 2 exons. NCBI's taxonomy places the organism in Eukaryota, Metazoa, Mollusca, Gastropoda, Neomphalida, Peltospiridae. The record is from RefSeq and is a predicted model, not a curated record.